Nyctereutes procyonoides (raccoon dog) is the source of this 4506-nucleotide messenger RNA. It is a transcript of the gene PTPRO, whose product is annotated as protein tyrosine phosphatase receptor type O. The coding region runs from base 304 to 3954 and encodes 1216 amino acids. NCBI's taxonomy places the organism in Eukaryota, Metazoa, Chordata, Mammalia, Carnivora, Canidae. The record is from RefSeq and is a predicted model, not a curated record. The transcript has 27 exons. Gene Ontology annotation, molecular function: cadherin binding; Wnt-protein binding; protein tyrosine phosphatase activity. Gene Ontology annotation, cellular component: GABA-ergic synapse; plasma membrane; glutamatergic synapse. Gene Ontology annotation, biological process: regulation of glomerular filtration; podocyte differentiation; negative regulation of canonical Wnt signaling pathway.
GGCGGGCCCGGCGCACGGCCCCGCGGACCCCGCAUCUCGGCGGGCAGAGCCUCGCCCACCCCGAUCCCCACCCUCUCCAGCCCGAGCUGUGGACGAACAGCAGCGCCUGGCACGUCUCUGGAGGACCCCGGGCUAAGAAGAGGAAGAGAGCAGGCGCCAGGGGGGCUGGAACGGCAGCAUGCGCCCGCCGGGAGCAGCCUCGGCGCCCACGGUCUGAGGCUGCAGCCUCAGUUCGCCAUUGUGAGCUGCGGCCCGGGGAGCUCGCACGCGCCUCGGUCCCCCCGGGGCCCCGUCCGCACCGCGAUGGGGCACCUGCCCACGAGAACGCGCGGCGGCCGCCGCCUCCUGCCUCUGCUCUGGCUCUUUGUGCUGCUCAAGAAUGCCACAACAUUCCAUGUAACUGUUCAAGAUGAUAAUAGCAUCGUUGUCUCUUUAGAAGCUUCAGAUGUCAUGAGCCCAUCAUCUGUGUAUGUUGUGAAGAUAACUGGGGAAUCAAAAAAUUACUUCUUCGAAUUUGAGGAAUUCAACAGCACUUUGCCUCCUCCUGUUACCUUUAAGGCUAAUUAUCAUGGCCUUUAUUACAUAAUCACUCUGGUAGUGGUAAAUGGAAAUGUGGUUACCAAGCCAUCCAGAUCAAUCACUGUGUUAACAAAACCCCUACCUGUAACCAGUGUUUCAAUAUAUGACUAUAAACCUUCUCCUGAAACAGGAGUCCUGUUUGAAAUUCAUUAUCCAGAAAAAUAUAAUGUUUUCACAAGAGUAAACAUAAGCUACUGGGAAGGUAAAGACUUCCGAACAAUGCUAUAUAAAGAUUUCUUUAAGGGAAAAACAGUAUUUAAUCACUGGCUGCCAGGAAUAUGCUAUAGUAAUAUUACUUUUCAGCUGGUAUCUGAAGCAACUUUUAAUAAAAGUACUCUUGUGGAGUACAGUGGCAUCAGUCAUGAACCCAAACAGCAUAGAACUGCCCCUUAUCCACCUCGAAAUAUCUCGGUUCGUAUUGUAAACUUGAACAAAAACAACUGGGAAGAACAGAGUGGCAAUUUCCCAGAGGAAUCGUUCAUGAGAUCCCAAGAUACAGUGGGAAAAGACAAACUCUUCCAUUUUACAGACGAAACCCCCGAAAUUCCCUCUGGCAACAUUUCUUCUGGUUGGCCCGAUUUCAACAGCAGUGACUACGAAACUACAUCCCAGCCCUAUUGGUGGGGCAGUGCAUCUGCCACUCCCGAAAGUGAAGAUGACUUUGUCAGUGUCCUUCCCAUGGAAUAUGAAAAUAAUAGUACGCUCAGUGAGACGGAAAAAUCAACAGCAGGAUCUCUCUCAUUUUUUCCUGUACAAAUGAUACUGAAUUGGUUGCCACCCAAACCACCCACCGCCUUCGAUGGCUUCCAUAUCCACAUAGAAAGAGAAGAAAACUUUACUGAAUAUUUGACAGUGGAUGAAGAAGCACAUGAAUUUGUUGCGGAACUGAAGGAGCCUGGGAAAUAUAAGUUAUCCGUGACAACCUUUAGUUCCACAGGAUCUUGUGACACUCGGAAAAGUCAGUCAGCAAAAUCACUCAGUUUUUAUAUCAGCCCUUUGGGAGAGUGGAUCGAAGAGCUGACCGAGAAGCCCCAGCAUGUGAGCGUCCACGUUUUAAGCUCAACCACCGCUUUGAUGUCCUGGACGUCUUCCCAAGAGAACUACAACGGCACCAUCGUGUCUGUGGUGUCACUCACCUGCCAGAAACAGAAGGAGAGCCAGAGGCUAGAAAAGCAGUACUGCACUCAGGUGAACUCAAGCAAAUCUAUUAUUGAAAAUCUGGUUCCCGGUGCCCAGUACCAGGUCGUGAUGUACCUAAGAAAAGGCCCUUUGAUUGGACCACCUUCAGAUCCUGUGACAUUUGCUAUUGUUCCAACGGGGAUAAAGGAUUUAAUGCUCUAUCCCUUGGGUCCUACGGCAGUGGUUCUCAGCUGGAGCAGACCUUACUUAGGAGUGUUCAGAAAAUAUGUAGUUGAAAUGUUUUAUUUCAACCCUGCUACCAUGACAUCAGAGUGGACAACGUACUAUGAAAUCGCAGCAACUGUCUCCUUGACUGCCUCAGUGAGGAUAGCCAAUCUGUUGCCAGCGUGGUACUACAACUUCCGAGUUACCAUGGUAACAUGGGGAGACCCGGAAUUGAGCUGUUGUGACAGCUCCACCAUCAGCUUCAUAACAGCCCCAGUUGCUCCAGAAAUCACAUCUGUGGAGUAUUUCAACAGUCUGUUAUAUAUCAGUUGGACAUACGGUGAUGACACAACUGACCUCUCCCAUUCUAGAAUGCUACACUGGAUGGUUGUUGCAGAAGGAAAGAAGAAAAUUAAAAAGAGCGUCACACGCAAUGUCAUGACUGCAAUUCUCAGCCUGCCUCCAGGAGAUAUCUACAACCUCUCCGUAACUGCUUGCACGGAACGAGGAAGCAAUACCUCCAUGCUCCGCCUGGUCAAGCUAGAACCAGCUCCUCCAAAAUCCCUGUUUGCUGUGAAUAAAACCCAGACUUCAGUGACUUUGCUGUGGGUGGAGGAGGGAGUGGCUGAUUUCUUUGAAGUCUUCUGUCAACAAGUUGGCUCUAGUCAAGAAACAAAACUCCAGGAACCGAUUUCUGUUUCUUCUCACGUUGUGACCAUCUCCAGCCUUCUUCCUGCCACUGCCUACAACUGUAGUGUGACCAGCUUCAGCCACGACAGCCCCAGUGUCCCCACAUUCAUAGCCGUCUCAACAAUGGUUACAGAAAUGAACCCCAAUGUGGUAGUCAUCUCAGUGCUGGCCAUCCUCAGCACACUGUUAAUUGGACUGCUGCUCGUGACCCUUAUCAUUCUUAGGAAAAAACAUCUGCAGAUGGCAAGGGAAUGCGGAGCAGGAACUUUUGUCAAUUUUGCAUCUUUGGAGAGGGAUGGAAAACUUCCAUACAACUGGCGUAGGAGUAUAUUUGCUUUCUUAACCCUGCUACCCUCAUGUCUUUGGACUGAUUAUCUUUUGGCAUUUUAUAUUAAUCCUUGGAGUAAAAAUGGUUUAAAGAAGAGGAAACUGACUAACCCAGUUCAACUGGAUGACUUUGAUGCCUACAUCAAGGACAUGGCCAAAGACUCUGACUAUAAAUUUUCUCUUCAAUUUGAGGAGUUGAAAUUGAUUGGACUGGACAUUCCACACUUUGCUGCAGAUCUUCCACUGAACCGAUGUAAAAAUCGUUACACAAACAUCCUACCAUAUGACUUCAGCCGAGUGAGAUUAGUCUCCAUGAAUGAAGAGGAAGGCACAGACUAUAUCAAUGCCAACUACAUUCCCGGAUACAAUUCACCCCAGGAGUACAUUGCUACGCAGGGGCCACUGCCUGAAACCAGAAAUGACUUUUGGAAGAUGGUCCUACAACAGAAGUCCCAGAUUAUUGUCAUGCUCACUCAGUGUAAUGAGAAAAGAAGGGUGAAAUGUGACCAUUACUGGCCGUUCACAGAAGAACCCAUAGCUUACGGAGACAUCACCGUAGAGAUGGUCUCGGAGGAAGAGCGGGACGACUGGGCCUGCAGACACUUCAGAAUCAACUAUGCCGAUGAGAUGCAGGAUGUGAUGCAUUUCAACUACACUGCAUGGCCUGAUCACGGGGUGCCCACAGCAAACGCUGCAGAGAGCAUCCUGCAGUUCGUACACGUGGUUCGACAGCAAGCUACCAAGAGCAAAGGCCCCAUGAUCGUGCACUGCAGUGCUGGAGUCGGCCGGACGGGAACAUUCAUUGCCCUGGACAGGCUCUUGCAGCACAUUCGGGAUCACGAGUUUGUCGACAUCCUAGGGCUGGUGUCCGAAAUGCGGUCGUACCGGAUGUCUAUGGUGCAGACAGAGGAGCAGUACAUUUUUAUCCAUCAGUGUGUGCAACUGAUGUGGAUGAAGAAGAAGCAGCAGUUCUGCAUCAGUGAUGUCAUCUAUGAGAAUGUUAGCAAGUCCUAGUCCCGAAUCCAGAGCAGACAGGAUAUGGUGUGCACCCAUCCUCCCUUGCUUCCAGACAUUUUUAGGGGCCCUGCUAGCCAUUUUGCUAAGAAGAGCCCCUGCUUUGUAGUAUGUGGCCAAGGAGAUAAUCUAUCUCAUAGAAGCACCGGGAAGACUUAGCCUUAAAGAGCCUACAGUGUCUUUUGGACUCCUUCACUUCUGGACAUAGCGGACCAAAUUCAACUGAACACCAGAAACAGUCCCGACGCCCUGCGAAGGGCAGGAAGCACAACACUUCGAAGAGUUUCCUUGGCCCUUGGCCGGUUGGGCUGAGUUUUUGUUGUUGCUGUUCUUGUUGUUUUUAAGUGCAAUAAUUUUUGUAUGUGUGAUUUUAUCUGAAAGUUGAAUUGUUUUCUACCCACACGACUGACCAAGCCCGUAGCCCAAGAGGGAACAGGAAUUGUCAGUAUCAAAUUAUACCUCAUCGUUAAAACGUGGCAUGGCCACACAUGAGGACAUGUUAAUUCUGCUUCAAGGAAAUCGAACCAGCGAUAUCUGUGCUCCAACAUUAAG